CUCUCUCUCUCUCUCUCUCUCUUCUCUCUUCUCUCUCUUGUUUUUUGAUUACAAUCUUCAAUCCCACUCCUUUUGUGUGACCCCUAUGUUCCUCCUCCUCACACAAAGAAUGUGAUUAGUCCACUAUUUUUUCUUUUUGGAUUCAAGUUUCUGUAGUUUGAAGGCAGAUUCGAGAUGGGUAUUCUGAGUUCUAUUCUGGGUUUCUGUGGCUUUGGGAUUGGUACUUCUAUUGGGAUCGUGAUCGGUUACUACAUGUUCAUCUACUUCCAGCCUACUCAUGUCAAGGAUCCUGUGAUUCGUCCUUUGGUUGAGCAAGAUAGCAAAUCGCUGCAACGGAUGCUUGCGGAUAUCCCCUUGUGGGUUAAAAACCCUGACUAUGAUCGUCUUGACUGGCUUAACAAGUUUGUUGAGACUAUGUGGCCUUAUCUGGACAAGGCAAUUUGCAAAACUGCAAAGACCAUAGCUAAGCCCAUUAUUGCCGAGCAAAUCCCGAAGUAUAAAAUUGACUCUGUUGAUUUUGAAGUACUUACACUGGGCACCCUGCCACCAACUUUUCAAGGAAUGAAAGUUUAUGUCACUGGUGAGAAGGAAUUGAUUAUGGAACUAGCCUUGAAGUGGGCAGGAAAUCCUAACAUCACUGUUGCAGCUAAAGCAUUUGGGUUGAAAGCCACAGUUCAGGUGCUUGACUUGCAAGUCUUUGCGUCCCCACGUAUCACCCUGAAGCCUUUGGUUCCGUCAUUUCCUUGUUUUUCGAAAAUCUUUGUUUCUCUUAUGGAGAAGCCACAUGUUGACUUUGGACUAAAACUCCUUGGAGCAGAUGCAAUGGCUAUUCCAGGCCUGUAUGGGUUUGUGCAGGAGCUUAUUAAGGAGCAAGUGGCAAAUAUGUACCUAUGGCCCAAAUACCUAGAAGUAACUAUCAUGGAUCCCAACCUUGCCAUGAGGAAACCUGUUGGGGUUCUCACUGUAAAGGUUCUGAAGGCGACAAAACUUAAAAAGAAAGAUCUAUUGGGAGGUGCAGAUCCUUAUGUAAAACUCAAGCUGACUGAGGACAAGCUUCCUUCGAAGAAAACAACAGUGAAACACAAAACUUUGAGCCCUGAAUGGAAUGAGGAAUUUCAUAUGGCUAUUAGAGACCCCGGAACUCAAGCAUUGGAAAUUAUGGUUUAUGAUUGGGAAAAGGUUGGCCGACACGAUAAGAUGGGUAUGAAUGUCGUUCCCUUGAGUGAGCUUACUCCUGAUGAGUCUAAAGUUAUGACUCUUGACAUACUGAAAAACAUGGACCCAAAUGAUGCUCAAAAUGAGAAGUUGCGUGGACAGCUUGUUGUUGAACUGCUCUACAAACCCUUCAAGGAGGAUGAGAUGCCUGAAGAUAAGGAAGAUUCAAAAGAGGUACAAAAGGCUCCUGAAGGAACACCUGAAGGUGGUGGUAUGCUUGUAGUUAUCGUCCAUGAAGCUGAAGAUUUGGAAGGAAAGCACCACACUAAUCCACAUGUGCGAUUACUAUUCAAAGGGGAGGAGAGAAGAACCAAGCAUGUCAGGAAAAACCGGGAUCCAAGAUUUAAUGAGGAGUUUAACUUUAUGCUAGAAGAACCUCCUAAAGCUCAUGAUAGGCUUCAUGUUGAGGUAGUGAGCACUUCCUCGAGGAUGGGCCUGCUGCAUCCUAAGGAAAAUCUUGGAUAUUGUGAUAUAAAUCUAGCGGAUGUUGUUAGCAACAAAAGAAUCAAUGAGAAGCACAAUCUGAUCGACUCGAAGAAUGGAAAGAUUCAAAUUGAGCUGCAGUGGCGAACAGCUUGAGGGUAUUGCAGCAGGAGAUGCAUAGAGGAAAACAGUCGAGUUCUUUAGGUUUGUAAUGAAUGUAGGUUUCACACAAACUUGUUGGCUUUAGGUUAAAUUGGUUUCUUGUUGAUAUAUAAUUCCAGGCUCAAGAUAUUUUGUAUCUAGUUGGGAAUUAUUCCGUGAGUUUAUAUUCAUGUUCAGAUCAUGCCCUCUGCCAUUGUUUCUGUGAAUUGUCACAUACCACUAUUUGAAAUACAUGUGAAUUUGGCAUGGAUGUGUUGAAAUUACCAUCUUUCCUUGGAAACUAUGGAUUUGUAAUGGCAAAUUUCUUGUUC
Fragaria vesca subsp. vesca is the source of this 2111-nucleotide messenger RNA. Its product is annotated as synaptotagmin-2-like. Gene Ontology annotation, molecular function: lipid binding. NCBI's taxonomy places the organism in Eukaryota, Viridiplantae, Streptophyta, Magnoliopsida, Rosales, Rosaceae. The record is from RefSeq and is a predicted model, not a curated record. The transcript is spliced from 12 exons. The coding region runs from base 175 to 1794 and encodes 539 amino acids. Gene Ontology annotation, cellular component: endoplasmic reticulum.